Sitodiplosis mosellana (orange wheat blossom midge) is the source of this 1246-nucleotide messenger RNA. It is a transcript of the gene BBS5, whose product is annotated as Bardet-Biedl syndrome 5 protein homolog. The record is from RefSeq and is a predicted model, not a curated record. Gene Ontology annotation, biological process: cilium assembly; intracellular transport. Gene Ontology annotation, cellular component: BBSome; ciliary basal body. Lineage: Eukaryota; Metazoa; Arthropoda; Insecta; Diptera; Cecidomyiidae. The coding region runs from base 48 to 1091 and encodes 347 amino acids. Gene Ontology annotation, molecular function: phosphatidylinositol-3-phosphate binding. The transcript has 5 exons.
GUUUUUUUUGACGAAAAAUAAUUCCGAAUAAAGGAAAAAUAAUAAAAAUGGAUCGAUUUGAGUAUGUUGUAUGGCAAGACCGCGAGGUUAAAUUUGACAUAAUCAAUAUACAACAUAAAAUCCGUGGUGGCGAAGAGAUUUUGGAUAUUUUCGAUUAUGUUGAAGAUACGAAGGGGAAUCCGAAUGAAAGAGGCCGAUUGCUUGUUACGAAUUUGCGUCUAAUCUGGUAUUCGUUGAAUAACAAUAAGUUUAAUUUAUCGAUUGGCUUCAAUUGUAUCUUGACAAUGUCAACAAAAACGGUGCUAUCAAAGUUGCGUGGAACGACGCUGGCCUUGUACAUCUUGACUUUGUGUCGUAAUUCUCGUUUUGAAUUUAUUUUCACCAAUUUGGCGCAGAGCAAUGCUCGCAAAUUUUCGUCUAUAUUCGACAUCUAUAGAUCGUAUCAAUCGACGGUGCUGUAUAGAGAGCUCAAGCUACGAAGUGCGAUUAUGGCAUCUGGCCACUUGAAAUUAUUGCCAAAGGAGCAGGUUUACAGUACAUUUGGCGGCAUAUGGAAUCUUUCGAGUGAUCAAGGCAAUUUGGGUACAUUAAUCGUGACAAAUGUUCGAGUCAUUUGGUAUGCUGACAUCAAUGAAACGUUCAACAUUAGUUUGCCACACAUGCAAAUUGCGUCGAUAAAAAUCAGAGACUCAAAAUAUGGUCAUGCUCUGGUUAUCCAAACACUUGAGACUGGUGGCGGCUACACGCUUGGUUUUCGAGUGGAUCCGGCCGCCCGGUUGGUUGAUGUUUACAAAGAACUUGAUUCUUUGUUUUCGGUUUACGCCGCCAAACCGCUCUUUGGCGUAACUUAUGAACGAAGAGAGGAAGCACCCGAACGUGACGAUGACACAAUUUCUAUCGACAAAAUCACUGAAGUUGACGAAUCGAAGACGGACGAAAUCAAUACGAAAUUCUCCACAUAUCUGGCUGAAGGCACGGAAAGUGGUCGUCGACCACCAUUUUAUUGCAAAGAACUUGGUUUUGCCAUGGAAAAAAUUAAAGACGGAUUCACUUUGAAAGACCUAUGGGAAGUAAUUCCUACCACAAACUGAAGACAGUGUAUUUUCAGUAGCUUUUGUAUUGUUUACACGUAUUAUAUAAAAUAAGUACAGUUAUCUUGAUUAUUUUAUUAAUUGAUUUAUUGACAAAUACUUUAGUUAAAUCGAAUAAAACGUCCAUCAUUAUAGAUAGAGUCAUUUAGAAGAAA